Messenger RNA from Populus trichocarpa (black cottonwood), 669 nucleotides. Its product is annotated as NAC domain-containing protein 71. NCBI's taxonomy places the organism in Eukaryota, Viridiplantae, Streptophyta, Magnoliopsida, Malpighiales, Salicaceae. The transcript has 2 exons. The record is from RefSeq and is a predicted model, not a curated record. Gene Ontology annotation, biological process: regulation of DNA-templated transcription. Gene Ontology annotation, molecular function: DNA binding. The coding region runs from base 1 to 669 and encodes 222 amino acids.
AUGCAAGGAGAACAUGAUUCUUCCAAUAUCGAACCACCUCCGGGAUACAGGUUCUGCCCCACCGAUGUUGAACUUGCUUGUUUCUACCUCUACAGGAAAGUUAAUGGACUUCCAUUGCCUAACACGGUCAAAGAUUGCAAUCUUUAUGGUGAUCACGAACCUUGGGAGAUUUGGGAGGCUUUUGAAGGAUCCGAGUUGUCGAACAAGGAUGAUCUUUUCUUUUUAACUCAACUUAAAAACAGGAGUGCUAAGGAUUCCAGGAGCAAACGCCGAGUUGGACGUAAUGGGGGUACAUGGAAAGGUGACAAGAAGAUUGGCACAUUCACUUUUGAUACGAUUACUUGGACAAGGAAGAGAUUAAGUUAUCAGAAUCCCAACUCAAAGAAGAAUGAUCGAUGCAACUAUGUCCACUGCCUAGUUAGAAAGAAAGUGACCAAGAGAACUGAUGGGACAAACGUUAGUCACAAUCACAAUGCCAUUGAGAAAAGUCAGAGAUGUGACCGGCCUUUUGCCCUCGAGGAACACCAUCAAGCCAAGCGUUUGAAGUUGGAUCUAGCACAGCCUCAUCAGCUGAUAUGCAAUUAUAACCAGCAAACUGAAGCCAUCCCAACUGGUGGUAUGUCAGCGUUCGCAACUUCGCACAGACGGAAAGUCAAGGUAACGCCAUAG